Molecule: messenger RNA, 846 nt
Organism: Stereum hirsutum FP-91666 SS1
Lineage: Eukaryota; Fungi; Basidiomycota; Agaricomycetes; Russulales; Stereaceae
Exons: 2
Coding region: 1-846 (281 amino acids)
Source: RefSeq, a predicted model, not a curated record
AUGCAAAUACCCCACAUUCUCUGGCUCGUUUCAUUCGCUAUCCUCUUUCCUGUAACCAUCAUCAAGACAUACUUCGCUCGCUCACGAUGCGCCCUCUACGACCACACCCUCAUGUGGGUCUAUCUUUCCGUCGGAGAGCUGGGAGCCCUCGUCGCCUCCUGCUUGUCGUUUGUAAACGACCAUCCCUAUUAUAUAAUGCUAGAGGCGCUGUUCACGGUGGUAUGGACCAUCUCGACGAUGCUUGCGGUACAUGCUCUCUUCAAAUCGAGCGCCUCAUCAGAUAACUCUACCUUCACGUCACUCCGACAUUCUGCGUUACCUUCAGCGUUCAAGACACAUACAAACCUUCACCAAAUCCUCCCCAUGUCACGCUCAUCCUCAUUUCGUCGUAACGGAUCUGAAGACUUCACUCACCUUCGCGAUCCCUUCGCCCCUCCUACCCCUGUCCGAGUCUUCCCCAUGCCUUCCGCUUCCGUCACCCGGCAAUCCCCGCGAACAAUCUCUUUCUCCGCCAUGUUUUCGAGGGAGAGGGAGCCUGUGGCUCCGGAGAACCUCACUGGUCAUGUCCGUCAUAAGGAACGCUCAAAGAAAAAGCGUGCACAUACGGCGAGAUCACCCAAAGGUCGGAAGAGCCAUAGGGCCAAAUCGCAUGCCCCAGGCAUUCCGUUCCCUUCUCUGAAUGACAAGGACAGUCUGAAUGCGGGUGCGAGCACGUCGAAUAGUGUGUCAUCGGGAAACGCAGGUCAGAUGGAAGAGGUUGACAUUGAGCAGGACGAGGAAGUAUACCUUUCGAGGAUGUUGUCUAGGAUUCUGGAGGAUGAGGCGACCAAUGAGAGCGUUCAAUGA